Messenger RNA from Rhodamnia argentea, 2845 nucleotides. Its product is annotated as casein kinase 1-like protein HD16. Gene Ontology annotation, biological process: endocytosis; peptidyl-serine phosphorylation; signal transduction. Gene Ontology annotation, cellular component: cytoplasm; nucleus. The coding region runs from base 445 to 2571 and encodes 708 amino acids. The transcript is spliced from 16 exons. The record is from RefSeq and is a predicted model, not a curated record. Gene Ontology annotation, molecular function: ATP binding; protein serine/threonine kinase activity. Lineage: Eukaryota; Viridiplantae; Streptophyta; Magnoliopsida; Myrtales; Myrtaceae.
GUCGUUUUCACUCUCCUGCCCUCUUUCGCUCGCUCGGGUGUUCCGGAGAUGCUUGAGAAGCUUGUCCGUCGCCGAUCCUAGUUUCCCCAGCUUCGAUCGCGUUCGGUUCGUUGCUUCCGCCCGAGAAAGUUCGCAUUUUUGACGCGCUUCGGUGGCGGUUUUCUUGCUUCCGCACGAUCACAUUCAUUUCAGCGAUACUCGACUGAGCUGAAUCGCGACGGUUUUCUUCUCCUCUCGUCGCUCCGAUUCAUAGCUGUUUGGUCGGUGUACUUCGGUUGAGCGUGAGUGCCUUGGUUAUCAGCGGGAGAUUGUGAGAGUUUUUUGGCUGAUUCGUCGUCUUUCCUUUUUGGGGCUGUUCAGUCAUCGAUUGGAGUGAGGACAGAAAAGCUGGGGUUUUUGUCUUUUCCUUCUCGAUUUGGGAGGAUGGUGACUGGACGAUGAACGAUGCCAGUACGCCGUAGUGGCGCGCGCAAGGGCCGAGCCGCUCAAGCAGUGAAUCGACGGAAACCGGCCGACGCCGGGGGCGCGAUCGCGACUAGGACGCGGAGGCGGCGUGCGGUGGCAGCGGCGAUCGUAGCCGUGCCAGCAGAUAACGAACUACAGCCGGAGGAGAAGGCCGGCGACGGGAACGUAGUUGUGGAGGCGGCGGAGGCAGAGGAGGGGGAAGCGAAGGAAGGGGAAGGUUGCAGGGUGAUUUUGGAGGAGGGUUUGGGAGUGUCCUCACCUGCAUUGCAGAAGGAAGGCGUGGGAGAGAAGCCAAUGGACGAUUUUGACAGCGGAGCGGGGCGCAGCAACAAGGGACACGCGGGGGACGACGAGGGGAGCACGGCUCCUCUUCCUGAGAAGGUCCAGGUUGGUGGGUCCCCCAUGUAUAGAAUAGAGAGGAAAUUGGGAAAGGGCGGUUUUGGCCAAGUUUAUGUUGGUCGACGUGUUCCUGGUAUUAAUACCAAUGGGCCAGCGCAGGUGGCCUUGAAGUUUGAGCAUAGAAGUAGCAAGGGAUGUAACUAUGGACCCCCAUACGAAUGGCAGGUCUACAGCACUCUAGGUGGUAGUCAUGGUGUCCCCCGGGUACACUUCAAGGGUCGGCAAGGUGACUACUACGUCAUGGUUAUGGAUAUUCUGGGGCCAAGCCUGUGGGAUGUUUGGAAUAACAAUUCUCACACAAUGUCGACUGAAAUGGUUGCAUGCAUUGCCAUAGAAGCAAUAUCCAUAUUGGAGAAAAUGCACUCUAAGGGAUAUGUACACGGGGAUGUAAAGCCAGAGAAUUUUUUACUUGGCCCACCCGGGACUCCUGAUGAGAAGAAACUUUUCUUGGUUGACCUCGGAUUAGCGACUAAAUGGCGGGACAAUUCAACUGGUCAGCAUGUUGAGUAUGAUCAACGGCCAGAUGUUUUCAGGGGAACAGUGCGAUAUGCUAGUGUCCAUGCUCAUUUAGGGAGAAUUGGUAGCAGGAGAGAUGAUCUUGAAUCCCUUGCUUACACUCUGAUUUUCCUUCUCCGAGGUCGUUUACCCUGGCAGGGUUAUCAGGGAGAGAAUAAAGGCUUUCUUGUUUGCAAGAAGAAGAUGGCUACAUCUCCAGAAGCUCUAUGUUGUUUCUGUCCACAACCAUUUCGACAGUUUGUUGAACAUGUGGUGAAUUUGAAGUUUGAUGAGGAACCUAAAUAUGCAAAAUAUAUUUCCUUUUUUGAUGGGAUUAUUGGUCCAAACCCGGAUAUUAGACCGAUUAACACUGAGGGUGCUCAGAAGCUCAUCAUUCAGGUUGGUCAUAAGAGAGGACGCUUGACAAUGGAGGAAGACGAUGAAGAUGAUGAUGGACAACCAAAGAAGAAGCUUCGCUUGGGUAUGCCAGCGACUCAGUGGAUAAGUGUUUACAAUGCUCGCCGACCGAUGAAGCAAAGGUAUCACUAUAAUGUGGCGGAUUCAAGGCUUAAUCAACACAUUGAGAAAGGAAAUGAGGAUGGCUUGUUUAUCAGCAGCGUGGCCUCAUGUCAAAAUCUCUGGGCCCUUAUUAUGGAUGCUGGCACUGGAUUUGCUUCACAAGUUUAUGAACUCUCUCCUUAUUUUCUUCACAAGGAAUGGAUAAUGGAUCAGUGGGAAAAGAACUAUUACAUCAGUGCAAUAGCUGGAGCAUCUAAUGGGAGCUCGUUAGUGGUGAUGUCGAAAGGAACCCAGUAUCUUCAACAGUCUUACAAAGUCAGCGAUUCUUUUCCAUUCAAAUGGAUCAACAAAAAAUGGAAAGAAGGUUUUUAUGUAACUGCGAUGGCCACCUCGGGAAGUAGAUGGGCUAUUGUAAUGUCUCGUGGUGCGGGUUUUUCAGACCAGGUCGUGGAAUUGGAUUUCCUUUACCCAAGUGAAGGCAUACAUCGGAGAUGGGACUGUGGGUAUCGAAUCACAGCAACUGCUGCGACUUGGGACCAAGCUGCAUUUGUUCUUAGUGUACCAAGGAGAAGGCCAACGGAUGAGACCCAGGAGACUCUGCGAACUUCUGCUUUCCCAAGCACACAUGUCAAGGACAAGUGGGCAAAGAAUCUUUAUAUUGCAUCCGUGUGCUAUGGUAGAACCGUUUCUUGAGACCGUUGAAGCUCUGAAGAGAUGGCUGAGUGCUCCUUAUUUUGCUCUCUCGUAGUCUUGGCAUUCCUGGAGCUAAAGAUUAGUCUCUCGAUGAUAGAAAGCUUUGGCUAUUUGUUAAGUAGUGCAGCUUCUGUAGAAGUCAGCCUUUGUCCGUAGUUGUAGGAAAGUUUAAGUGCUCUUCUAGUUAAUGUUGUCGAUCAGCCAAGGCCCAAACGAGCGCUUUGUAUUGUUGCAUCUUGUCCUGCUCGAUAUCCAUAAUAUGGUUUGGGGUCUA